Molecule: messenger RNA, 1455 nt
Organism: Phragmites australis (common reed)
Lineage: Eukaryota; Viridiplantae; Streptophyta; Magnoliopsida; Poales; Poaceae
Product: probable ADP,ATP carrier protein At5g56450
Exons: 2
Coding region: 249-1250 (333 amino acids)
Biological process (GO): mitochondrial ADP transmembrane transport; mitochondrial ATP transmembrane transport
Cellular component (GO): mitochondrial inner membrane
Molecular function (GO): ATP:ADP antiporter activity
Source: RefSeq, a predicted model, not a curated record
CAAAGGCAUCUCCUUUUCCCAUAGAGAUGGAGGACACGCAACGCAACGCAACGCAAAGGUCAUCCCAAUGCGCUCAUCGAGCCCAACCGGCUCGAGUGGUCGAGCCCAACCGGGCUCGACAACGACCCGAACCAAACAAAGCUCUACGAUGCGACGAACGCGCACGCUCGCCGAGUCGAGUAGCGGAGUAACGUACUGUGCUAGGCUAGACGCCGCGCCCCCACAGCGCAGGGGAGGAGUGCGAGCGAAUGAGCGAGGAGGCGGCGGCGCGGGCGGGAGUGGAGGAGUCCAUCGGGAGGCGGCGGGAUGGGCGUGGGGAGGCGGCGACAGCGACGGCGGCGGCGGCGGCGGGGCGGGUUUGGGAGUUCGAGCGGGAUCUGGUGGCGGGGGCGGUGAUGGGGGGCGCGGUGCACACGGUGGUGGCGCCCAUCGAGCGCGUCAAGCUGCUGCUGCAGACGCAGGACGGCAACGCGGCGCUGCUGGGCCGGGCGCGCAGGUUCCGGGGCUUCGCCGACUGCGUCGCGCGGACGGUGCGGGACGAGGGGGUGCUCUCGCUCUGGCGCGGCAACGGCACGGCAGUCAUCCGGUACUACCCCUCCGUCGCCCUCAACUUCUCGCUCAAGGAUUUGUACAGAAGCAUACUGAAAGACGCAGGAACCUCAGCAGACAAUAAGUUCACAUCUAUUGCUCUUACAAACUUCGUUGCUGGUGCUGCUGCCGGAUGUACCACCCUGGUCAUCAUUUAUCCGCUUGACAUUGCUCAUACUCGUCUUGCAGCCGAUAUUGGCCGGACAGACACCCGCCAGUUCAGAGGCAUUCGCCACUUCAUCCAAACCAUUUACAAGAAAAAUGGCAUCCGAGGCAUAUACAGGGGAUUACCAGCGUCGCUCCAAGGGAUGGUCGUUCACCGGGGCCUGUAUUUUGGAGGUUUCGACACUGCCAAGGAUGUGCUGGUGCCUCUAGACUCCCCGUUGUGGCAGCGCUGGGUUGCAGCGCAGGCCGUCACUUCCAUGGCAGGGCUCAUCUCGUACCCGUUGGAUACCGUGCGGCGGAGGAUGAUGAUGCAGUCGGGGAUGGAGGUGCAAAUGUAUAGUAGCAUCCUCGAUUGCUGGAGGAAGAUAUACAAACUGGAGGGGGUCAGGUCGUUCUACCGCGGUGCGCUAUCUAACAUUUUUAGGAGCACUGGUGCGGCUGCCAUACUCGUUUUGUAUGAUGAGGUCAAGAAGUUUAUGGACAGGGGUAGGGUGUGACAGAUAUAGAGGGCGUUGUUCACAAAUUUUUGGAUUCAAGAUGGGAAAUGGGAUUAGGCCAAAGGUACAGGGAGCAGCAGCUCGAGCAUUUUGUAACUGGAUGCUGAUUGAUUUCCUCCUGCUUACUAACCAGCUGGAUGUAACUUGGCAUGAACAAUGUAGUUUGUUCAUUUCGUGUUAUGGGUAGAUCUUGUUCUGUUUUGCA